Messenger RNA from Drosophila elegans, 568 nucleotides. RefSeq lists its product as uncharacterized. The record is from RefSeq and is a predicted model, not a curated record. The coding region runs from base 48 to 452 and encodes 134 amino acids. The transcript has a single exon. Lineage: Eukaryota; Metazoa; Arthropoda; Insecta; Diptera; Drosophilidae.
AAGCAUCAGUUGAUUCACAAACAAUCAUCACGAACAAGCAAAGCAAAAUGGCAUCCCGCAUCAUUGUUGUCCUCAGCGCCAUCAUCGUCCUGGCUCAAGGAUCAAACAUACUGCCCAUCGAGCAGGAAGCGGAGGUGGCAGUCCAUUCGGGAGUGGUGGCGUCUGGAGCUCCUGUUGCCGUCGUUUCGCAAGGAUAUCCGUCAGUGUCCCAUGGCCCUCUUCCUGUUCCAGUUGUAGGACCCCAUCGCGGAAUCGGACUGGGAGGUUCUCGUCCCUAUGCGGCUGCUCCUCUUCGUCCUGUUCCUGUAUCCAAUGCUCGUCCUGCCGCCGUAGUCGUCCCAGCCGUAGUGGUUGCCCCAGUGGCUCCCAUUCGCCAGCCACAUGGAGUGGCUGCCCCAGUUUACGUUGGAGCCGCUCAUGGCAAUGUGCACCGCAAUCCCCAUCACGGCUAGAAACAGAGCCAAGACGCCCGAAUCGAGUCAAUGAAUAACCUGCAGUCCAUUUCUUAUACAUAAUUAAAACAAUAGCAAAUUUCUAAAAUACACAAUAAAUGAAUGGUACACACCCA